ACUCUUUAUUCAUGCGAUUUAUUAUUGCUUGAAAACUAUAGAAAAGAUGUGCAUAAUGCAGUACUACAGCAUCUCACAAAACCUCGCCAUUUUGAGUACCAGCCCCUCUGGGAUCAACAUGAAAAUAUGCGCAAAAGAUGGCAAAUCUCUCAUUCUCUAGGCAGAUUUCUAAACCAAUCUCAUGCACAUUGCCUUAUACACACACCAUCUUCUAGAAUCUUCAGGCAAAUAAUCAACCUCAAUAGGAGCCGCACCCUUCACACUGACUCAAACGUUUUGUGCGGUCGACCGCAUCCGUUGUCACUGACUUCCUGUGCUGAUAGAUAGCUUCGUUUGCUCUCACUGUUAGUGCGUGCUGGUGUAGUAGAUUAGGUGGCUCUCACGAUCAUAUUGUCUUUUUAAUCUCAUUGAGGAAAUUGCAAUACGAAACCACAGAGAAAAGAUGCAGUGGUGUAUGCACUAGUCUGUUAGAUUACUUUUGCAGCUAUAAUGGUUAUCAUUUUUUUUAAAUCUCUUGAUUGGAAUGACAUGACCUUCCCUUAAGUCAGGGUCAUUUUCAAAUUUCAUGACAAUCCGCUCAUUUGCUCUUUGCUCUCAAAAUGUCCUGUGAAAACGCCCCUGGGUAUUUGAACAUAUGCCAACACACGUGCAAGCGAAUGUGUUCUAUUCAAGAAUGGUCAUUUUGUUAUUCCUAGUGUGCCUCAAGUCAAGACACAAAGCUAUACAAGAGAGGGCGGUAUCAUUACUAUUACUGAUGUUAUUUUAUUAGAAAUUAUUGCUGCAUCAGCUGCAUCAAUUUUAUAGAGGUUCUUCUCUACUAACGUCCCAAGAGUUGUAAUAAAACUGACAUCUAUUUUUUUCCUGAUUUUCGACAUGCCAACCUUCGGUGCGUUGCUCACCUGCCAUUUAAGUAACUAUGAGAAAACCACAAUUAGAAAAAUAGAGAAGAACCUCUAUAAAAUUAAUGCAGCUGAUGCAGCAAUAAUUUUUAAUUAAACAUGUUUAAAGGAGGGUUUACCUCAAGCAUACUCUAAUACUAUUAUUACUAGAAUAUGCACCCUAUUCAGAUGGAACAAGACCACAAAAGGGGACAUUGACUUGAAGCUCACUAGCUUUCAAAAAGCAUUAGGGUGUUCAUUAGAAAGUGGUAACAAAAGGUAAUGGGAAAUACCGAAAGGUGGAUCACUUAUUAAGAAAGAAAAAAUAGAUUAACAAAUUAAUAAAUAAAAAAGGUAAGUAAAUCACUAAAAUACAAGGAGACUAUUGUUAGGGCAGUAAUGCAUUAUUACAUCUUCGCUUGAACUUCCGCUGGAGAUCCAACUGCAGGACAUCCUCAGAAGGGAGUCUGUUCCACAGUAUCCCAAUGGUGUGAGGAAGAAUAAAGGACCUCUGGAACUGAGAAGUUCGACAGCGAGGAGGCACAUUUACUGCAUAUUGGUGCUUCUGCCGUUCAGCGACUCUGGUAGCUCUUGGCAGGAAAAGGUGAUCAUUGAUCAAUUGUGAAUGUAAAAAUCAAUGUAACCUGUUGUAGGUUAUUUGUCCUUCAUGAGCUAGAAUACCGUUUUCUGGUGUGGAUGUCUGCUUCUGUCAGAGAUUUAUCUCGUUUAGAUAGAGAGGUUCGAGGUGGUAGGUUUCUGUUUCCUGUUUGUCAGUUUUUCAGUUCAGGUGCACCAAUAUGCAGUAAAUGUGCCUCCUCGCUGUCGAACUUCUCAGUUCCAGAGGUCCUUUGUUCCAUAUACCCUUGUGGGACCGUGGAAGGAACAGCCUCCCUCCCAACUAGGGAUGUCGUGUAAUUAGAACUCCAGCGGAAGUUCAGGCGAAGAUGCAAUGCAUUAAUACCAUAAAACAAUUCUCUUUAUAUUAUUUUAAUAAUCUACUUAAAUUUAUAUUCAUCUAAUAAUUUCUUAAUUUAUCUUUUUUUCUAACAACUGGUCUCUUCCAAGUCCUGAGACUCUGCACCAGUAUCAACUAUUAAGAGAUGAUCUAGUUGCUCUACAGCACUGUGUACAAACAGAUUCCUGGCACAAGUUAACGGACAGCAUCAACCAUCAAACAAGCUUUGGUUCCAUGUGGCACCUCGUGAACAGGAUUGUGAAGAAGAAAACCCCAAGUGUCCUCCACCACAGCCCUGCUCAGUAUGCACAGGACCUCAUUGAUGAGUGGUCAAUGUCACGAAUCAUCAACCCUCCUGCUCAUAUACAAGACUCACUUCACAAAAGAAAACCACCAUGCCCUCCAUCUCAUUACCGCCUUACUGAGCAGUGAUGAAGAGGACAAUGUACCCAUCAUUGAGGAAGAGCUAUGAUGUGCCUUAUCAAGGAGUAAGAAGUCAACUCCUGGUGAUGAUGGCAUCACCUAUACAGUCCUUGGCAUACUCAUAAAAGUACCUGGCAACACUAUCCUCCAGCUCUACAACUUCUGCCUCAGCAUAGGAUAUGUGCCACAAGCGUGGACUCAUAGUGCAAUUGUGCCCAUCCCCAAGCCCGGCACUGACAAAUUCCGGCCUAUCUCCCUACCUCCUGUUACUGCAAAGUAUUCGAAAGUAGUCUUCUCUCACACCUUAUGUUCUGACUGCAAGAGAAGCUUUGACCCAGACUAUAUGGCUUCCUACCCCAACGAGAAACACAUCAUUGUCUCAUGGAGCUCUACACUCAUCUCUCCCGACCAGUGUUGUAGCUUUCAUUGAUUUGAAAAGUGCAUUUGACGCCGCAAAUAAAGACAUCAUUCUAGACCAGCUCAUUGAUUUUGGAGUCAAAGGAAAUCUUUUGAGAUGGAUACGUGGUUAUCUACGAAAUAGAAUCUCUCGUUUGCUGUUUAAGGGAGAAUUGAGUACUGCAAAGGAACUUGAACUCAGUACUCCACAAGGUGGAGUACUUAGUCCAUUUCUGUUUAAAAUUCUCCUUCAUCGACUUCUUUCCCUUCUUCCUGACACUGAUAACACAACUAUCACUUGCUACGCAGAUGAUAUAUGCAUUCACUUAGGAUCUCCAGAUCACUUGCAACGCUUCCUCUCCUCCUACGAAUCAGUAUCCUCCUGUGGUGUCAUCAUCUCCCCAGAAAAAAAGUAGAAUCUUCUCCCCCCGGCCGGCAAGGUAUUGGCCAGAAUUUACCUUGGAGAACAAUGUUAUACCUCUGUACAAACCGUAUCUUUACUUGGGAGCACCACUGCGGAUAACACCUUCCAUUCCAGCAAGACAACGAGUACAUCCCAUUCUUCAAGAUCUGCUGGCCGGUUAUGGCGACGCCUGACUCCUCUCAAAUGGCUUACAAAUUAUUCUGCAGGAGUAUCUAUCCCAGUCGCCAGAACCAUAUACAUUACCCUCAUCCACUCAGUGGUAGAUUAUCUUUCCCCUGCACUAUGUCAACUCUCCAGAUCAACCCUACAGCCUAUCCAAAAAUUCUAGAACCAAGCAAUGAGACUCAUCCUAGGCGGUCCAGCCUCCCCUAGAAUUGUAAACAUGCAACAUGAACUCCGUCUCCCACCACUUAUUGAGAGAAUAUACUCCAAUGUCACCUACUUCAGUAUCAAAUGCCUGUAUUACCUUCACCUUUCUCUCCACUACUCUUACAUCAUCAGGACUUCUCUGGAUCUAGAUGUGCCUCAUCCACAACUAUACCAGGGGGGGCGUAUACUAGUCAGUACAGUCUGCUCAAGCAUUUGGGAGCUUGACAUCAACAUCGUGGCAGAGGAUGUGGAUCAUGGCCUUGCACCCUGGCAGAUUCCUGUGCCAGCAAUCUCUAACACUCCAGGCUCCAAGACUGACUUGCCUAAACUUCAACGACAACGUGCAUCGGAGACCAUCGACAGACUGUCCUCAUCCCUCAGUAUAGCCCACCAUUACUACAUGGACAGUUCCCUGCAGCAGGAUAGCAGUGCUGGCUGUGCUGUUUUCUCCCCCAUCUUAAAACCCCCGCAAGAGGGCUGGACAGGCCGUCGCCUCCCAAAGUCAUCAAGCUCCACGUAUUGUGAACUGCAUGGACUUCCAGAUGCAGUUACUUUGAUCACAUGGACCAGAAACAACGGCCUGAUCAUUUGUGACUCAACAGCCAGCACUCUGAGCCCUCCUGUCACACAAACCAGCAUACCAACUCCUGGUUACACAAAUACUUGGACAACUAGACACAGCCAACAUGAGCUCACUGGUAGUACACUUCCUGUGGACUCCCUCUCAAGUAGGACAUCUGGCUAACAGCACCGUUGACCAUCUUGCAAAGGCUGCCUGCCAACUGGAUCCUCCAGAUGCCCAUAAUCCAACUCCAUCUCUCCUGUGCUGUGAGAAGAUGGUGUGCCAGGCUGCCCAGUCACCCACCCAUCAUCAUAGUAAUGCCGAGGGGCCACCAGUGUAUCAAUACAGCACUGUGACCACUUCCUUCCUCACCAACACAAGUAUUGCCGCAAUGGACUCAUGGUUCGUCAACAUAACGUUGUGUGUGCGUCUUUGGCAGGAUUGGCGACCAGUUUGGCUAGUGGCUGAGCAAGAUGGGGUUCCUCAAUUUUCCUUCUGUAGGCUAUGUGACGCCCCCAACGCCAACACCCUGGAACACUAUUUCGUGGAAUGUUCACUUGUUAUCAAUUUAUUGCCUCAAACAUUCACAGUAGUUGUUAUAUGUAAACAAUUGUUGACAGAUAAUAAUUUGCUUGAUGAAAUUCUCAUGCGCCAUCCUCACUUUGGUGGAUACUGAACAAACAUUACAAUUCAUCAAAUUGACUGGGUGUGAAAUUAACUAAAGAUAGGUAUAACCUACCUAUAAUGUCAUUGGAACAUUUGUAAUAUAGUUAGACUUCAGUUACAUUUAUUUUGUAUUCCAUAUGAAUUCUUUUGGUAUACCCUAAUUACCAUAUAUAUGUAAACAACAUUAUUGUUACUAUGUAGUACCUGCUAAAAUGUCUGACGCCAAUGUUACUUCUUUCAAAUGAACGCCAUAUGCUUUGGAAACUUGAAUUUCAAGUUAAUCACCCCUUAGGUGGGUUUGUUCCACAUGAAUAGGGUUCAGCAUCUGAAUAAUAAUAAGAAUAAUGAUUAUAGUAAUCAUUGCCAACAGACUAUUAUCAUCACUAAGAAUUCCACUAAUGUGUGUUUACGAACAGUAGUACUGGGACCUUCAACUUGACUGAAUUUCACAGAAUACGAGCAGGAUGGCCGUGCUGAAAAGUCACACAUGAGCGAUCAGCACUGCCUUAACAGGCUUAUGUACGUAUGUGGCCCAGUCUUACAACUAAAUAUUUUGCAUCCUGUUGCAAGAUGCCUACUCUGCUGUUAUCGAAAACAUCUUUUAAAAGUGUUUUGAAAGAUAUGGUUGUACAAGUGUAGACUAUACAUAUUUGUGUGGCAAUAACAUGGCUUCAUCAGCACCAAUUGUAUCUCAAGAAGCGCUAAGAAAUUUCAGAUAUCACUACCUUGUGACACAUUGGGGAAAGAAGGUUUUGUUUAUGUUAUUUAACUAUAGUUUUCUCCACGGACAAGCCAAGUCAAUCUUAGAGAUUCUCGAGGAAAAUGACAUACGACGUAACAAGAAAUUAUUAAACAAAGAUGAAAUAAAUAGUCUUGAAACUAAAUCUCCAAAGUGCUUUGACAUCACGCUGAUGAACAAAAUCUUCUAUUAUCUUUGGCAGAAAGGAGUCAAAGACCCUGGCGAUGAACUGAAAGAAUUAGUCAGAAAAAUCAAAGCUGAGAGGGACUGUGUUAGCCAUGAAGAUUGUAGUAUGUCAGAUACAGAUUUGGAGAAUAAACUCGGAGCAUUUCAAGCAACACUCGAGGAAACUCUUGACAAAACCAAGUCUCUCUUUCCAGAUCAGGAGGAUGAAAUUUAUCAACUCAAAGCCGAGAUCAAUAAAGCUGUUCUAGAGCUGCUGAGAAAGAUCCGUGAGAACUAUGAUCUCUCAGAGUCACAGGAUGUGGAGUCCCUUAAGCAGGAAGUAGAAGAUUUCUGGAGUGAGUGUUCUGAACUAGUGCAAAAGUGUUCUCGAGAAGAAUUAUGGUCUCUUUACAAAGAUCUCUGUCAGAUUUUGCCCUUUGACCAGCUAGCUCAGUGUGGUUUUCAAGACCCAUGUAGUUUCCUUAUUUCCUUAAAAGUGGAGCAUGACAGGCAGUUCAAUCAAAAUUACCGUGGCAUUAGAUGUACCAUUCUAAAGCAGCAAGAAAUUUUUGACACAUAUAAAACGGGAGAUGACCCUGUAGUUUUUAUUAUAUCUGGUGAUGCAGGUUCUGGAAAGACCACAAUUCUUUGUUCCUUUGUAGACCACUGGUAUAAGGCGACAGCAGAUAUACAACAACUCUCAGACUUCCAAACUCUGCUCUAUAUGCAGUUCAGAAAUCGUGACUAUAACAACUUUGAAGACUACCUUAGAAGUUUGCUGAAAGAGACUGUGAAGCGUUAUGAUUUCACUCAUGUACUGUCAUAUAUCAUUGGUUCAAAAUGUCUAAUACUUUGCGAUGGGUAUGAUGAGGUUAAUGGGAAUUCCAAGAAACUCUUUGAAGAAAUGUUAACACUUAAAUGGAGGGACGUAAAGAUUGUCGUGACAACACGUCCAUGGAAUACUGAUGAACUAACAAAUAUUGUGAACUCCGGAAACCGUAGCAAAGUCAACCUCAAUGUUUUAGGUCUUCAGGAAAGGGAGUUCCACUUGCUCAUAGAAAAACUCACGGACUGCCUGGUGAAAGAUGAUCAAGAAAACAAAAAAGUGAAAAUGGAGCUGUGUCAGAAAGUAGAAGAAAUGAGCUAUAGGACUAAAGCACUCCUGAAAACACCAAAAAUUUUUACCAUGUUCAUUUUUCUUUACAUUGAUAGUCCAGAUUUAAGGGAUGAACUGAAAACCAAGACAUCAAUUUACAUGCAUUUGAAAAAGAACUUAAACAAGAAAAUCAUAAAAGAGACAGGAAUUUCUGAAAAAUCAAUGGGGGAAUUCAAUGAAUUGUACAGAAAAUGGUCUCUGAAAUAUUACAUUGAGAAAAAAUUUGAAUGGACAGAGAGAGAUAUCAAAAACUUUAAAGAGGAGAUUAGAUCUCAAAUCAGUUCUCAAGAUGUACUGCAAAACUUUCGUGCUCUCAUGUCAUCCUAUUUCUCCAUAAAGCAUAGAUAUGAUGGUCUACAGAUUGUCAACAUAUACUGCUACGCCCACAGAAGUGAGCAAGAGUUUGCAAUUGCUGUCGACCUCUGUGAUGAGAUAUCAGUUCGAAUGCAACAAGGAGGAGACUUUCCUCUAGAUGCGGCACUGCAGUCAAAAGGGUUAACCGAAUCUUCAAUUUUUCAUGACAAAGACGUGCUUAAGGAAUUGAUAGGAGUCAUUUCCUUCAUACCAGGAAUACUCUACCAGAAAUGCCCCAAGAGUGAUGCAUUAUACAACCAAAUAAAGGACAUUCAAAAACUCUAUGUCACAUACAGCCUCUCUAAAAACACGCAUGAUGAGGUCUUGGAACCAUGCAUUGAAACUAGAUUGGACGAUCAAGUUUUGCAGUCACACGUGUCACUGCUGGAAAAAACGCCCCUGAAGAAGUCCAUGGUAUUCCUGAGAGCAGAUGGUCUUUUCGUCCUGCCACCCUUACUGUCUCAACUGAAGCCGGGCCGUGUUGAUUUUGAAGAGAUAUGGAGAGAUCUUUCGAAGUUCAAUGAAAUACUAGAUGUUGCCGUCACUCAUGGCAUUAAGACUAGGAUUUUGUUGUGGAUCGAUUUAAAAGUCUCUGCAGCAUUUAAAGGAGAGGUUUCGCAUCCAGUGGAUGAUCUAAGAAUUGACCUUGUCAACUUCGGGAACACAAUUGAGGAUCAAAGCCUAUAUCCCGCCUCGCUCAUGAGAUUAUCGAAGAAUCUGAAGCUAGUGUACCAUCUGGAGACAUACACGCAAACCAGAGACACUGUCGCCAUCAUCAACAGGACGUUCCCAAGCGUAGGGAAAGGAGAUGUUAAUGCUUUCAUUUUCGCAAAUGAAGUGUGUGAUAUACGUGAACUCAUCCGUGACCUGACCAUUGCGCCUCUACUAAAGACAGUUGAUGUUUACGCGCGUCGUGAGGAAGUAGGUUAUGAAGACUUUCAAGAGUACUGCAAGACUGAUGGGGUCGUACAUCUGCGCGUUUUUAAAUAAUGAGAGUGAAGUUACAGACUACAUCUUUAUGGAAGAGAGUGAAAAAAAGCUGACUGUUGGUUCUUGUGAAAGUCUUUCGGUCAAAUACAAAUGGUGUCUUUUAUCCUAUUGGUCUUUUUCACCUGUUCAAAAUCUUCAUUAAGAGAGAGAGAGAGAGAGAAUAAGACCUUGUCCUUUCACUGCUGAGUCGUAG
Messenger RNA from Macrobrachium nipponense, 8270 nucleotides. RefSeq lists its product as uncharacterized. The transcript has 4 exons. The record is from RefSeq and is a predicted model, not a curated record. NCBI's taxonomy places the organism in Eukaryota, Metazoa, Arthropoda, Malacostraca, Decapoda, Palaemonidae. The coding region runs from base 5339 to 8077 and encodes 912 amino acids.